Molecule: messenger RNA, 2697 nt
Organism: Vespula vulgaris
Lineage: Eukaryota; Metazoa; Arthropoda; Insecta; Hymenoptera; Vespidae
Gene: nmd
Product: outer mitochondrial transmembrane helix translocase
Exons: 6
Coding region: 282-1421 (379 amino acids)
Cellular component (GO): mitochondrial outer membrane
Molecular function (GO): ATP hydrolysis activity; ATP binding
Source: RefSeq, a predicted model, not a curated record
GUUUAGUACAAAUCAGAGCGUUUGAAUGACGCAGAAUUUACCGCGUAAUUCCUGUUCUUCCCUUCUUUUCGCUCAUCCAUUUCCUUUCCUUCUUUUCCUCUCUUUCCCUUCCUCUCUCGAUAUUCCAUCGUUCCUUUCAUUCGACCUAGUCGAAGAGUGUUAAGCGAUUGUGUUUUUACGAAAGAUUGUAGAGGUUAGAAUUCACACACGCGGUUAAAUGUAUUGCGUAUCGUCUCAAAGAAUUUUAAGGUGAAUUCGGUCAAUAUUAGAACGUAAUAAAAAUGAAUGUAGCAGACGGACCCGGAUUUUCUCGUUAUGAGAUCUUGUUACUCGCUGCAAGGCUUUCCUUUGUAACUGCUGUAGGAUUUUUUACGAUGAAAUGGUUCGUCCAUCAACUUGAUCCUACAAAUGCGGCUAAGAAAAAAGCUAAAAAAAAGACUCGAGAACAAUUACGUAAACUUGCGAAAUCAGAUGGUGUUAUAUUGUCCGUUGAUAUGGACCAAUUAACAGAUUAUGAAAUUGUAAUCGCUAGUCAUUUAGUUGAUCCACAAGAUAUCAAAGUAUCAUGGGAGAAUAUAGCUGGAUUGGAACACGUAAUCCAAGAACUUAAAGAGACAGUUAUACUGCCUAUACAAAAGAAAGAACUUUUUUUAAAUUCUCAAUUAACGCAAGCUCCAAAGGGUGUAUUGUUACAUGGGCCACCAGGUUGCGGCAAAACUAUGAUUGCAAAAGCUACUGCCAAGGAAACUAAAACUCGUUUUAUUAAUUUGGAUGUUAGCAUUCUUACUGAUAAAUGGUAUGGCGAGAGUCAAAAAUUGACUGCUGCUGUAUUUUCAUUGGCUGUAAAACUUCAACCGUGCAUCAUCUUUAUAGAUGAAAUAGAUUCCUUUUUGAGAGCACGCAAUUCGCAAGAUCAUGAGGCAACGGCUAUGAUGAAAGCACAAUUUAUGUCAAUGUGGGAUGGUCUAAUAACCGAUCCAUCUUGUACCGUGAUCGUAAUGGGAGCAACAAACAGACCCCAAGAUUUAGACAGAGCUAUUCUAAGGCGUAUGCCUGCUACUUUUUAUAUAGGAUUACCUAAUGAAGAACAGAGAAUACAAGUCCUAAAGUUAAUAUUGCAGCAUGAACCAAUUGCAGACAAUGUAGAUAUUAAAAAGAUUGCUAAAAUGACGGAAGGUUUUUCUGGCUCGGAUUUGCAAGAACUGUGUAGAAAUGCAUCUGUAUAUCGUGUUAGAGAUUAUCUACGAACACAUGCACAAGAUAUAGGCGAAACAAGUGCAAGUACUAGUACAGACGACGAAGAAUUUCACGAUGCCGUACGUCCUAUAACGAUGGAAGACCUUCUCACGUCCUACAGGAAGUUAAAAACAUCUAAGUUGCAUACAGGCACCUUAAAUUCUGUUAGGUUAGAUUUAGAUUAAAUACAAGAAGAUCGAGAUUAUCGACAUGUAAUGCAUUAACUAAUUUUUAUUCAAUAAGUCGGAUUACGUUUAAUAAAACAAAGAUCUUACAGUCGGAACAGUUUUAUAACUGUGCUCGAUCUUUUUACAAAGAUAAAUACUUGCAGAAGAUUUCAUGAUGUAUGGAAAUAUAAAGUCAUAAUUGUCCGAGUAUAUGCACAUUAUCUUCUUUUUUAUUUAUUUUUUUUUUUUCAUUUAUUUAUUUAGUGGAAUUAUAGCAAGAUUCAUUAGACUUCUUUAAAAAAUUUGACAUAAGUAUGUUCAAAAUAUUGAAUCUUCCAUAUGUACAUUUCACUUAGAAAAUUUCAUGCAAAUGAAAUCUUCCAACUAUACUUAUUGUCAUUGUUGUUUUCAGAGUAUACACAAUAAUUGUGAAAAACCUAUUCACAUUUGGACAUUCAUUUAUUAGAAGUUUAUAAUAUUUAUUGUUUUUUAGGGAAGAUACACUUUUUGUGAACUUUGGAUUAGAUAAUUCAUGAAAUCAGAUAUCUUGUAUAAAUGAACACAUCUAUUCUGAGUCCUAUUAAUAUAUAACUGAAUAUGUAAUUAAAAAUAAUGUUGUAUGUAUCCAUUGUAUAGAAUCAGUUUUGUUUUGAAGACAGUAAUAUAUUAUAUAAUAUAAUCACAAUAGGAAUACGUAAGUGAAACUUAAGAGAACAACUUUUCUUUUUAAUUCAAACGUUGUUGGAUUAUCUAUAAAAGCAGAUUAAAUUAUUCUUUCUAUGAUCUAACUUAUUUUAUAAAGUUAUAUCGCUGUUAUCCGAGGCUGAAAUGAUAUUUAGAUAAAAUGUACAAUUUGAAGUAAUAGUACAAUGUGAGAAGAAAAAAAAUAUGUGGUAUUAUAUUUUGCACAAAGUUUAUGCUUAUAUAGUUGAAAGAGAAAAGAAUUUUAUCUGCGACAUAUUGAAAUCAAUUCAUCAUAUAAAUAUAUAUCUCAUAAUCAGUAGAAUGUGUACGUAACAGAAGGAUUUGUCUCAAUUUAGAUAUAUUAAUAAUUAAGUUUCAUUAUCUGAUAUGAUCAGUGGAUAUGUUUAACUUCAAAUUUUAAGAUAUCGUAAAAAAUAAAGUUCCAAAUAUGGCACGUAUUCACAUUUCGAAGGGAAUGUGAAAGAACAGAAACAAAAAGAAAAAAAAAAACACCAAAAAAUACGUCUAAUAUAGAUAUUAUUAAAAAACGCUUUGUUUCUAAACCACUGCGAAGUUUGAAUGUAUGCAAAUAAAAAAAGAAGAUUUUGUA